This is a messenger RNA of Tinamus guttatus (white-throated tinamou), 1645 nucleotides long. Lineage: Eukaryota; Metazoa; Chordata; Aves; Tinamiformes; Tinamidae. The record is from RefSeq and is a predicted model, not a curated record.
AAACUACUUUGCAAGUCACUUCUUUAUGGGAGGCGAGAAGUUUGACACCCCUCACCCUGAGGGCUACCUCUUUGGGGAGAAUAUGGAUCUAAACUUCCUUGGGAAUAGACCUGUUCAGUUUCCUUAUGUAACUCCAGCUCCCCAUGAACCUGUGAAGACACUGAGGAGUUUAGUGAAUAUCCGCAAAGACUCUCUCCGCCUUGUGAGGUAUAAAGAUGAUGUUGACAGCCCUACUGAGGAGAACGGGAAGCAGAAGGUCCUGUACAGCCUGGAGUUCACAUUUGAUGCAGAUGCCCGUGUUGCCAUCACAAUCUACUGCCAAGCCACGGAGGAGUUUGUUGGUGGCAUGGCAGUAUACAGCACAAAGAAUCCCUCUCUGCAGUCGGAGACGGUUCAUUACAAGAGAGGAGUAAGCCAGCAAUUCUCCCUGCCUUCCUUCAAGAUUGAUUUCUCAGACUGGAAGGACGAUGAGCUGAACUUCGACCUGGACCGCGGCGUGUUCCCGGUGGUGAUCCGCGCCGUGGUGGACGAAGGGGAUGUGGUGGUUGAGGUGACAGGUCAUGCUCAUGUUCUUCUGGCUGCAUUUGAAAAGCAUGUUGAUGGCAGUUUCUCUGUGAAGCCUUUAAAGCAGAAGCAAAUUGUUGACCGGGUGAGCUAUCUGCUUCAGGAGAUCUAUGGCAUCGAGAACAAAAACAAUCAAGAGACCAAGCCUUCGGACGAUGAGAACAGUGACAACAGCAACGAGUGCGUGGUUUGCCUCUCGGACCUCCGCGACACCCUCAUCCUGCCCUGCAGGCACCUCUGUCUGUGCAACUCGUGUGCCGACACACUGCGCUACCAGGCCAACAACUGCCCCAUCUGCAGGCUGCCCUUCCGGGCCCUGCUGCAGAUCCGAGCUGUGAGGAAAAAGCCGGGGGCUCUGUCGCCGGUGUCGUUCAGCCCUGUCUUGGCACAGACUGUCGACCACGAUGAGCACUCUAGCUCUGACAACAUCCCUCCGGGAUACGAGCCCAUUUCCCUGCUGGAAGCUCUGAACGGCCUUCGCUCGGUCUCCCCCUCCAUGCCGUCAGCCCCUCUGUACGACGAGAUCAGCUACUCCGGCGUGGUGGACGGGAUGCCCCCUGCGAGCCGGCCGCUCGUCGGCAUGGACAGAGCCGUGGAGAGCGGCCACCAGAAGGGCAAGCGGAGCAAGUCUCCAGAUAGCACACUGCGGUCUCCCUCGUCGCCCAUCCACGAGGAGGACGAAGAGAAGCUCUCCGAGGACUUGGACUCGCAGCCGGUGCUGAGCGGGGGUGAGCUGGUCCUGAGGGAGACCAGCUCUCCGGAGAGCACGGCCGGGGAAGAGAUGGAGGAGGCCUCGUCCCUGCAGCACGGCAGCCGUCCUCCCUCCGUCGAAGACGUCCUGCAGGACGGCAGCUGCAGCGAACACAGGAGCUUGACACAGUCGGAGAGCGACCCACCGGUAGACGUCUACCUGCCAGCACUGGGUCCUGAUUCCUGCUCUAUUGGUAUAGAGGAGUAAGCUGGCUCCUCCGCCUUCGAGACGCUCCCCGGCCUGGGCCCCGGCCGCCCCACGCAGCCCCUCCUCUUCGAGCAGACGCGGCUCCACCUCGAGGACGAGCAGAGCCUCUCGUGAGCCGCGCGG